Messenger RNA from Seminavis robusta, 2234 nucleotides. The record is from the annotation of a GenBank genome assembly. Lineage: Eukaryota; Bacillariophyta; Bacillariophyceae; Naviculales; Naviculaceae.
AUGCCAGCGCCUGCAACCAGAAUUCCUUCCGCACCUCCUCCUCCGGUUCCUCAGGCUCUCAACCCAGCUACCCCAGUGCCGGCAGCUCCCGCAAACACGUUCGAACAACUGCAGCAGAUUGCCUGCAGCAGAUGCUUGCCCUGCCAGCAGACUCUUCAACCGCCGCAGCAAGUCCAGCAGCAAGUUGCAACGCAACAGCCUCCGCAAAUGCAGUUUGCCCCACCAGAUCAAAUGCAGGCGUUUAUGCAGCUGUUCACAGGCGCUGGUCCGCAGAUCGCUCAAAUGAUGCAACAGGCCCAACAAGCUCAGCAAGCGCAACAGGCCCAACAAGCGCAACAGGCCCAACAACAGCAGCAAGCCCUCGUCAAUGCCAUGCAGCAACUGCUUCCAAUGUUCAUGGCGCCUCAGACGCAGAACCCUGCUCUGCAACCGAACGGAAACGCCUUUGCGGCUCUCGCAUCCGCCCCCAACCUAACAAACACGUUGGCGGCGGCUUUUGGAUCAGCCAUAACAGCAGCCAUGGCUCCAAUGAUGCAGAUGGGUCCUCAACCUGGAGCGCCGGCUCCGAAUCUAGCCAUGGCGCAGCAUAUCCUUCAGGCUGUUGGCGGUGGCCAACAGCAGCACCUCCAGAGCUUUGCUCAACAGCCUGCCCCAGCUCCACCUGCUGCAGGCCAACCAAUGAACCCAGCUCAGUUCUUUGCACAACAACAUCUUCUCCAGAACUUUAUGCAGCAACCAGUGCAGCCUGCCCAAAUGCAACCACCGCCUCCUGGACAAAUGCAGCCAAUGCCUCCUGGACAAAUGCAACUAAUGCCGGCAUACCCUGGGCAACCAUCCAUGCCAAUGCAACCCCCGGUAGCUCCUCCACCGGGACAGCCAAUGCCAGCGCAACUGCAGCCCCUUGAUCGGCAAGCCAUGGCACAAUACUUGCAGCAACACAGCAACAGUUUCAUAUCCAGGUUCCACAGUUCCAUGCACAGGGACAGGGACCUCCUUUGCCUUCCGCAGCAGGAACGCUAUCUGGAGCUUUCAUGGCUGUCCAAGGAGGACAGAUGCAACCACCACAAGGAGACAGUAGACCACCAGGGCAUGGGCCUCCGGGUUGAUACCAGCAGUGAUAGAACUGCCGCAAAAUAAAUCGUCUGUCCUACUAAUCUAUGAUGCAGCUUCAGCAACGUGCAAAGUCAUUAGUGCCCCCCAAAUUUAUUUGGUAGUGCCAACAACACUAACAACAAUGCGGGGCCCAAAGGCAUAGCUCAGAUGGCGUCAUAGCGGUUCAGCUUGUGUAUUGACGUGCACAGUAGGGAGUAUGCUUGGCCGAAGCACGGUUGCACCAAUUCAUAGCUCCAUUCAUAUAGAGAGCGUGUAAAGAAACAGCUAAAGAAACUAGAUUGCAAUCAAUCAUUGGGCUAAUGUAUUACGGCUACAUGUAGUGCAAACACUACGAGAAGGGCUGUUUACUUUUCGUUUGCCUUUGAAGCUGGACGACUUCCGACGACUAUGCCAGUGUGACUCCUCGUUGGAUGCAGUGCUUCUUCGACCAUGUAGCGGGCACAGUCCAUCUUGCCAGUUCCAACCCAACCACAUCCACGCCCUUUUUAUCCUGUGUAAAGUACUCACCCACAGGGACGACUUCUUCGCCCAAGCCGGUGGGGCGGAUCAACAAGUAGUCCAGAUCUGAAGCAUGAUAGAGUUUUUCCAUUUCUUGCAGAUCCUUGUAGGCUUUGCGGGUGUUUGUCCAAAAGAAUAUCUUCAUGAGCUUACCAGCCCAAUGGAUGUUCUCUCCCAUGCCCAUGGAGGACAUGGCAACGACGCGUUUUACUUCGGCCUCCUUCAUGGCUUGAAUGACUUGUUGGCUGGCCGCAGCAGCUACCAAGCCCCUUUCAAUUAGCUGAGGGUAUUUCACUCCAGGUUGCCGAUGGCCCAGGCAAGAGACCACCCCAGUACAACCCUGGAAAUGUUGCGAUAGAUUGUCUUGUUGAUUCUGCCAACUGUCGAUCUUGACCACAUUAAUCUUGGACGCAUGAUCUUUGGACGGGUUGGUGUGACCUCCUUGACAGUUGCAUUCCCAGUUUUCCUCGUCGAGCAACUCGGGGUAUUCCGUGAUGACGGUGAUGUGCUCAACGGUUGGCUGCUCCAAGGCCGCCAAAAUGGCAUGCCUUCCAACGUCGGACAAGCCACCGAUACCAUACAGAACCACAAGACGAGCAGCCAUUGUCAGCAUUAGUUAAUCG